Messenger RNA from Penicillium daleae, 828 nucleotides. RefSeq names its product syntaxin family protein. NCBI's taxonomy places the organism in Eukaryota, Fungi, Ascomycota, Eurotiomycetes, Eurotiales, Aspergillaceae. The record is from RefSeq and is a predicted model, not a curated record. The transcript has a single exon. The coding region runs from base 1 to 828 and encodes 275 amino acids.
AUGACGAACCCAUCCCAACUCUUCCUCCUAGCCGAUCAUAUCAAGCUCUCCCUCCUAGAGCGACAGCGCGCCAUAUCCCUUGACCUCGAACCUAAUGCGCAAGAUGGAGAGAUCUCCCGGUCACUCGAGUCCCUCCAAGCGGGCAUCAAAGCCGUAGAGGCCGAGCAGGCACGGCUGGCAGAGUCCAAUGACAGCGCAGGCGCUGCCGCCUUGAAGGACCAGCUUGGCCCCCUCCAUGAGCAACUCCAAGAUUUUUCUUCCCAGUUUUACGGCACAGAUGGAGCCCCCUCCAGCCAAGACCCGACACAGGCGUCAGACUCCGUCCACAGGUCUGCAACAUCGCCCGAUCUCAAACAACCCGUUCCACAACAUCCCCCUUCCAAGUCGGUGCGGUUCAUGGAUAAUUCGGCGGCUGCCGCGGCUGUCCAGGAAGAAAUCGACGAGGAAGAAGAUCGCAAUCGCCAGAAUCUCUUCCGGCCAUACCGCGAUGAGCCGUCGCCGUCGCGUAUUGAUCAAUCCAAUAUGACCAACGAGCAAAUCUAUCUACACCAUGAUCGAGUGAUGCGUGAACAGGACGAUCAACUCGAUCAGUUAGGAGAGUCGAUUGGACGCCAGCAUCAGCUGAGUAUCCAAAUUGGAGACGAGCUCGAGGGCCACGUUGCGCUGCUGGACGGCAUGGAGGGCGAUGUUGAUCGUCAUCAGAACCGACUCGACGGGGCGCGGCGCCGGCUGGACCGGUUUCGACGCAAGGCUGGUGACAAUUGGAGCAUGAUGACCAUCAUUGGCUUGAUCAUUAUCCUGGUCAUCUUGAUUGUUAUUUUGAAAUAG